Plasmodium cynomolgi strain B is the source of this 1356-nucleotide messenger RNA. Its product is annotated as delta-aminolevulinic acid dehydratase precursor. Gene Ontology annotation, molecular function: porphobilinogen synthase activity; zinc ion binding. The transcript has 6 exons. Gene Ontology annotation, biological process: heme biosynthetic process. The coding region runs from base 1 to 1356 and encodes 451 amino acids. NCBI's taxonomy places the organism in Eukaryota, Apicomplexa, Aconoidasida, Haemosporida, Plasmodiidae. Gene Ontology annotation, cellular component: cytosol. The record is from RefSeq and is a predicted model, not a curated record.
AUGAUAAAAAUAAACGGAAUAAUUUUGCUUUACUUUUCUGUGCUCAAUUUGGUGUGUUGUCUUAAUAGCAACUUCUGUAAAAGCGCCUACAUCUUGUACUCUCCGCAGUCGACGAAGAGGUACAAGGCCCCCUUCAGAAGAUGGAAUAACCCACAGAACAAUAACAAUUUGACCGAUUUAAGUAAAGACCAAAAAUCCACUGAAGAUUUGUACAACGAAAAUGUAGCAAGGCAAUGCAACCUAAAAAAUUUUGCAAAGGACAUAAAUGGCAACCUCUACAUCGAAACGAAUAGGAGGGAAAGGAGGAUAAAGAGAAAUAAAUACUUGCGCUCCUUAUACAGUAACAAUAGCAUACGGAUGUCUAACUUUAUUUAUCCGAUGUUCAUUCAUGAGGAGGAUACCCCAAAGAAGGAAACCCAGCUGGAUGGAAUUUACACCUACAGCGUAGAGGGAAUUGUGAAAGAGAUCGAAGAAUGCUUACAACUGAAUAUUCACCACUUUAUGUUUUUCCCAGUGGUGAAGGAAGAAAAUAAAACGGCGUACUGCUCCGAAUGCUACAAUGAAAGCAUCUUCUUCUGUAACGCGAUAAACAAAAUAAAACAAAAAUUUAAAAACCAAGUUGUGAUUUACGUGGACGUGGCUCUGGAUCCGUACAACAUAUACGGGCACGAUGGGAUAUAUGACGAACAGGAGGGGGAAAUACUCAACGACGUUACGGUGCACACGCUGGUGAAGCAGUCCCUAUGCCUAGCCAAGUGUGGCGCCGACGUAGUGUGCCCCAGCGAUUCAAUGGAUAACAGAAUUGAACAAAUUAGGAAAAAUCUAGAUUUUCACAACUUCAGAAAUGUCCUCAUAUUGUCCUACACGUGCAAAUAUUCCUCAUGCCUGUAUAAGCCAUUUAGAUCCAUCCUGAAUUCCAACAUUCACAAAAACGUCGUCAAAAAUAAGCAGUCAUAUCAGCACGACUUUAACGCGUACUAUGACCUCAACCAUGUGGAGAAACACAUCAGCGAAGGGGCCGACAUCCUCAUGGUCAAACCGUCGUUAUUUUACCUAGACGUGAUCAGCCGCAUUAGAAGCAGAAUGGCCAAACACGCCACGGUGCCACUGGCUGUUUACAACGUCUCUGGUGAAUACAUGAUGAUCAAAAAUUACGUCAAACAGUUGAAUGCACACAUAAAUUAUGAAAAUGAAAUUUUGACAGAGCUCUUUAAAAGCUAUCUAAGAUCAGGGGCAAAUAUAAUUAUCACCUAUUUUGCUAAGCAGUAUGGUUUGUACCUCAGAAAUCUGUAUGACGGUAAUGUCGACAUAGACGACGAUUUGAACAGCAAUUUUAAUGUUGAAUUGACACUAUAA